CUUAAAUUUGUUGCCAAGGCUAUUAAAAGAAAAUCACGUCGUUCAUCGAUUCUACUAGACCAAGAUCCAGUAACAUCAUUAUAUUCAAUUGAUGACCAAUCUUCUACCAUAGUUGAAGAACCUUUUUCAUGUUUGUCAACUUCUGUCUCCAAUGAUAGCAUUCAUAAUAUCAUACGAAAUGAGGCUUAUCCCUAUCAUCCGCUAAACAAUAACUAUCUUCGUUCAGCCCAUACUUAUUCACAUCCUCGGAGAGCUAAAGCACAUCAAAUGGCAAACGUUGGAUCAGUUGAUUCAUUCUUUCUUGACUCAACACAACCACCUUUAGAAGUGUUUGUAUUGCCGAUUAAUAAAUCUGGCGGUAAACUUUCACUCAUUUCAGAAUCCAUUGCAGAACAGGAACGAAAUAGACCGCAAUACAGUGCACGAAUCAAAGAAUGGUCAGAAGCGUUCAUGUGA
Molecule: messenger RNA, 456 nt
Organism: Racocetra fulgida
Lineage: Eukaryota; Fungi; Glomeromycota; Glomeromycetes; Diversisporales; Gigasporaceae
Source: the annotation of a GenBank genome assembly